Molecule: messenger RNA, 962 nt
Organism: Cuscuta campestris
Lineage: Eukaryota; Viridiplantae; Streptophyta; Magnoliopsida; Solanales; Convolvulaceae
Source: the annotation of a GenBank genome assembly
UCCGAUGUGGAAUGUACUCUUACACUCCCCCUCAAGUGGACAACCGGGCCAUUUUGAAUCUAACCGGUUGACCACUUGCAAAUGAACUCCCAUUCCCUUGACUUUUUUUUUUUGAGCGCCAACACCUAAAUGACCACGAGCCGCUGGGAGGGGGAAUCCAUCGAAGAAGCCUUCCUAUCCCUGGCCAAAAAACUCAGCAAGGCCGGGGUCAUUUCAGAGGAGAUUGGCCAAACAUUAAAGGAGAAGGACCAGGUCUCCCAACUCACCCUCCUCCUUGAUUCUGCUAAGUUAGAGAUCAAUAACCGGGCAGAAAGGGAGAGGAGACUUGAGGAAGAGUUGAAGGAAGAAAGGGCCCGGUUUGCCCUUUUGGAGGAGGAAAGGAAGAGAAAGGUUGCCGAGCUCGAGGAUGUGCUGGGCCAGGCUGAAGAAUCUGCCCGGGCAAAGGAGGAAGCCUUUCCCACUGAAGCUGCUCACUGGGCUGCAUGCCAUCACUUGGAAAUUGCCCGGUCAAUUCUCACCACACCGGAAGAAACCAUGGACUUUUUCAAGACCAUGUAUCAAGAGCCGGAAGACAAGAGGAUGAUCACCGAGAUUGGCUCGUACGGCUUCCAGUGCGGCCAGAAGGAUGAGAGGUCCCUCCUUUAUGCUAGGCUUCUGAAGAGGGACCCUUCCUUUGACCCGGCCAAGAUGAAGCUCCCGGCUCUGUACAAGGAAGAGCCAGCUCCCCCCCUUUCCCCUAGAGUAGGUUAGGGUUUGAAUUCAAAAACUUUAAAUUUUCCCAAGGCCUGGGGGAUGUCCGGCCUACUACUGACUUGUGUAAUAUUAUCUUUUGUUUGGCAUGCUUUUCAAUUUACCGGCAUGUUUCUUCUUUCAGUUUGCAUGGUUGAACUCCUUUUCUAUGCAUGGUUAUUGCUUUUCUUUUCCUUUUCUUGAUCGCCUUUGAAUGAACUUCCAAGUCAAUA